UUCUCCUGUGUAACCCCUGAUUGGCUGAGGGGAUUGCGGGUCCUGAGACGGAGCGGUCGCCUGGUAGCUGCGCGUCUUCCAGUGUGCGCAGCGCAGCGAGAGGAGCGCAUGUUUGGAGAGGAGAGUCAGUGAGUCGACCUGAAAAAGAGAAAGAAAAAAAAAAAAAUCUUGCUGCUGCUCCUUUUCCCCUCUUCAGCUUCUGCCUCAGUGCACGAGUCCUGGAUUCACUGCUGCAGCUUCAGCCGCUUCAGCAGCUUCAGCCGCUUCAGCUGCAGAGACCAACCACGUCCUCCCUUCCUUUUUUUUUUUCUUUUCAUUUUCAUUCACGGAUUUUUUUUUCUUCUUUCCUCCCCGGAUUGUUUUCCCUUUUUCAUCGGAAAAAACAAUCACCAGGAUUUGUGCAAGUGGAGGAGAUUCAAUUGCAGAUGAAAGACUGACCAAAAGAAAUCUGCUGGAAAUAACUCUGAAAAUUAAGGGGGAAUUUUUUUUUUUUUUUAAAGGUGGAACGGCUACUUAAGUAAUUUUGCGAGAGAGUCCAGCAGUUUGAAGCCGCGAAAGAAGCUGUUGAAUAAUUUGGUGUCAUCUUCAGAGGUGCAGUUUGUGCCGCCCAGAGAGAGAGAGAGGGGGGGAUUUUUUUUUUAUCACUGCUGCUUGUACUUAACACCAGCCCAGAACAAGAUGAUUAUCCAAAACCCUCCUGGAGGAGAACCAAACACGGACUUCUGAAGCCACAUUCUGUCCGAAAUCCUUUGAUUUCCCUUUUCUUCUGUUAGGAAUUUAAAAUUUUUUUUCUGCCAGUGCCACUCGAAAUACCGCUGUUCCACCUCUGUGCCGACCUGUGAGAGUCGUGCGUAAGCGCAGCUUUCGCCCGGAUUUACCCCGUCCGAAUGAGAAGAUUGGGCAUGUUUUCGCAGAUCUGCGGCAGACGAGACGACGUGCUCUGCCCCUGAAAGAGUGGAGAAAAAGAGGACAAAACAACCCGAGGGUGAGAAGGCACUUGUUACAAUUCCAACCUUUUUUUUUAACAUCAUGAUUUAGUUUGCGUACGCACGCGCCGCAGCACAUUCCUGGACAUUUCAAUGAGAUGAUUCAUUUGGAGCCCUUUUGCUCUUCUCUCUGACGCACGCAUUUCUUGUGCACAAUUGUUUAAGAAAAAAAAAACAAAAAACAAACAAAAAAACAAAAAUCAACAGGUUCGGGGCUUAAAGAGAGAGAGAGAGAGGGAAAAAAAAGAGACUAGAAUGAUGGAAUUAAUUCAAUCGAUCGCCGUGUUUCUCUUGUUCUGGCUCGGAACCGAGGCGGUGAUCAACCUAAAGUAUGGAAUAAACGAGGAGAUGAAGCCCGGCUCAGUGAUUGGAAACGUGACAAAGGACGCGCUGAAACAGGGAUUUCAGAUUGCACCGCAGCCUCCUUACUUGAGGGUUAUUUCCAAUUCGGAACCGCGAUGGGUGGAACUAAGUCCGGCCGGAAUCCUUACAACCCAAAUGAAGAUAGACCGCGAUGUGGUUUGUCGGCAGAACCCUAAGUGUGUCAUCUCCCUGGAAGUCAUGUCUAACUCCAUGGAGAUCUGUGUCAUUAAAGUUGAAAUCGAGGAUUUGAACGAUAACGCACCCAGAUUCCCCACCAGCCACAUCGACAUUGAGAUUUCAGAGAACGCGUCGCCUGGUACCAGGUUCCCCCUAGAGGGGGCAAGUGAUCCGGACUCUGGGGUGUUUGGAGUGCAGUCGUACUCCAUCACUCCGAAUGAGCUUUUUGGAUUAGAAAUAAAGACCAGAGGUGACGGCUCCAAGAUCGCAGAGCUGGUGGUGCAGAAGUCUCUGGACAGGGAGACUCAGUCUCACUACACGUACGAGAUCAGUGCCGAGGAUGGAGGAGACCCUCCAAAGAUAGGCGCGGUCCAGCUAAACAUCAAAGUGAUCGACUCUAACGACAACAAUCCCGUAUUCGACGAGCCCGUGUACACCGUGAACGUGAUGGAGAAUUCACCCGUCAACACCGUAGUCAUUGAUCUGAACGCCACUGAUCCAGAUGAGGGCACCAAUGGAGAGAUUGUGUACUCUUUCAAUAGUUACGUCACAGAGAAAACCAGGGAUGCCUUUAAGAUUGACCCCAGAACCGGGAUCAUCACCGUCAACGGGAUUCUGGAUUAUGAAAACACGCAGAUCUACGAGAUAGACGUCCAAGCUAAAGACCUGGGUCCGAACUCCAUCCCCGCUCACUGCAAAGUGACGGUGAACGUGAUGGACACCAACGACAACCCACCUGUCAUCAGUCUGCUCUCGCUCAACACGGAGAUGGUGGAGGUGAGUGAAAACGCACAGCGUGGCUACGUGAUUGCACUGGUCCGGGUGUCGGAUAAGGACUCCGGAGCUAACGGGAAGGUCCAGUGCAGGCUGCAAGGGAACGUUCCCUUCAGGCUGCAGGAGUACGAGAGCUUCUCCACCAUCCUGGUGGACGGCAGGCUGGACAGGGAGCAGAAGGACACCUACAACCUGACCAUCCAGGCGGAAGACAGCGGGCUUCCACCUUUACGCGCCACCAAGUCUCUGGUGGUGAAGGUGGCGGACGAGAACGACAACCCUCCCCACUUCCUGAAACCUCAUUAUCAGGAGAUGGUGAUGGAGAACAACCUGCCUGGAUCAUGUCUGCUGGCAGUCUCAGCAGAAGAUCCAGACCUGGGCAUGAAUGGAACGGUUUCUUACUCCAUUGUUCCAGGUGAGAUCAAGCACAUGGAUGUAAACACCUAUGUCAGCAUUAACCCCUCAGGGCGCAUCUACUCCAUGCGAUCCUUUGACCACGAGUACACCAGGACUUUCGAUUUCAAAGUUCUGGCCAGAGACAACGGGAACCCGUCUUUGUCCAGCAACGCCACCGUGAGGAUCGUGGUUCUGGACGUGAACGACAACACACCCGUGAUGACUAACCCACCGCUGGUCAAUGGGACCGCUGAGGUCUCCAUACCCAGGAACGCGGGAGUGGGCUACAUGGUGACCCAGGUGAAGGCGGACGACUACGACGAGGGCGAGAACGGCCGUCUGACCUACACCAUCUCGGAGGGCGACCGGGCGUUCUUCGUGAUCGACCAGGUGAACGGAGAAGUCCGUUCCACCAAGAUGUUCGGGGAGAGCUCCAAGUCCACCUAUGAGAUCACAGUGGUCGCUCGAGACCACGGCAAGCCCUCCCUCUCGGCCUCGGCCUACAUCGUUGUUUACCUGUCCCCCGACCUGAACGCCCAGGAGCCCAUUGGACCUGUCAACCUGUCCCUGAUCUUCAUCAUCGCCCUGGGCUCCAUCGCCGCCAUUCUCUUCGUCACCAUGAUCUUCGUGGCGGUCAAAUGUAAGAGGGACAACAAGGAGAUCCGCACCUACAACUGCAGUUUCUUCUACUUGCGCAGGGUGGCCGAGUACUCGUACGGCAACCAGAAGAAGUCCAGCAAGAAGAAGAAGCUGAGCAAGAACGACAUCCGCCUGGUGCCGCGAGACGUCGAGGAGACGGACAAGAUGAACGUGGUCAGCUGCUCCUCGCUCACCUCCUCCCUCAACUACUUCGACUACCACCAGCAGACCCUGCCGCUGGGCUGCCGUCGCUCCGAGAGCACCUUCCUCAACGUGGAGAACCAGAACUCCCGCAACACCGCGCCCAACCACGGCUAUCAGCACCCGUUCAACGGACAGAGCCACCAGCAGCCGGACCUCAUCAUCAACGGGAUGCCGCUUCCAGAGACGGAGAAUUACUCCAUCGACUCCAGUUACGUGAACAGCAGAGCUCACCUCAUUAAAAGCACUUCCACCUUCAAGGACCUGGAGGGCAACAGUCUGAAGGACAGUGGCCAUGAAGAGAGCGACCAGACGGACAGUGAGCACGACGUCCAGAGAGGACACUACGUAGACACGGCUGUCAACGACGUGCUGAACAUGACGAUGCCCCCUAAUGUCUGCCAGCUGCCAGAUCAAGAUCCCAGUGAAGGCUUCCACUGCCAGGAUGAGUGCCGUAUCCUCGGCCACUCCGACCGCUGCUGGAUGCCCCGAGUCCCGGCCCGUGCCAAGUCGCCCGAACAUUCUCGCAACGUCAUUGCCCUAUCCAUUGAGGCCACUAACGUGGACGUGCCGCACUACGAAGACGGGACCGCCAAGAGAACUUUUGCAACCUUCGGCAAGGAAGGGUCCGAGGAUGUAGAGAGGGGAGAAACGAAAGGAAAGCGGACUCAGGAGUCUCAGGUCUGUAGCCCCAAGGCCAACGGAGGGGCGGUGCGAGAAGCUGGCAACGGGCGCGAGGCGGCCAGCCCCAUCACAUCUCCUGUGCACGUGAAGAGCCCGGCGUCGAAGCAGCCGCUGUCCGCCUACAACACACUUAAAUGCCGAGAUGCAGAGCGUAUCGCCAACCACAGCUUGCUGCGGCAGCCGGAGGGAAAGGACAGUGAGCCAGCCGUUAGGGAGAUCAACACACUCCUUCACGACAGCAGAGACAAGGAGUCUCCAGGCAGCAAACGCCUGAAGGACAUCGUGCUAUAGGGAGUCCCUGCCCCUCACCGAAGUCCUGCACAUUUACAGAAAAUAGAUAUAUUUACUCUGCAAUAUCUCAAAGUCCGCAGAAAACUGCCAGACUGUGGAAGUAGGGACGGAAUAUUCUAAUCCCGCAGACUCCAGGACACGAUGCGUGCUGCAGCUCCUUGUACGCCUGGGAAAAAUGGCCUGUGGGCGUGGCUUUGUUAGUGUCACACAAUUUUUUUUUUUAUUUUGUACACUGUUAAAAUUAAAAAGUUGAGAAGUUUUAUCAAAAAAAUUUCAGGGUGAUCUCUGUUUGAGUUUUGGGCCAAAGUCAUGAUGGUUUAUUUUAGUAAAAUUGUAUCAACAACUAAUUUAAAAUAAAAUAGGAGAGUUAAUUUAUUUUAAAUUAUUGACCAAACAUUGUUUGACUGCAAGGUCAAAAUGUUUCAAAUAUUUUAAAGUUUAAAAGGAAUAAUACAGUGCUAUUUUAAAUUGUUUUUAUUUUAUCGCAAAUCUGGGACAAUCUUCUCGAAACUCCAUUUAUUAAACUUGGUUGGUACUUUAUUUAAAGUUUUUUUUUUUUUGAUUGAUUUAGCGGACAAAUUAUGAGCUGCCACAAUGUUCCUCAUAUGUAGAAUAUUUAUAUAUCAUGACCUUUUUUGUUUGUUAACGCAGGAUCAUAAAUUGUAAGCGAAAUCAAAUAGUCUUAUAAAACUUCCUUAAACCUAAAAACAUGAGUUUGGCUGAGAACAAAAAAUCGUUUGCCUUAAAAUUUUGAACAUUCUCCACUUUUUAAAAUAUUUUCACAGUGAACUCUGCGUUGGUUGUUUUCGUUCGUUUACGUCGCUUCAUCGCGUGGACAGGCAGGUCACUGUUGGACACCACGUGGACAUGCUGAUGGACCUUCCCAGUCCUGGACUUUCUCAGCAACUCCCGUCAUGUACAACCUACGCCUUCAAGAACUACUUUUUGUAGACACACGUACACUUACACACAAACACCUUUGGAUGUCUGCCUUCUUCUGAGGUUUUUUGCUACCAAAUCUAAAGAUCUUUCCGUGGAAUCAGUCUGUCAAAACAAGACACUGAGGAACAGCUCCUGAACAUUUGGGAAAAAGUGCUUUUUCAGAAUCUCUUUUUCGGACUCAUCUGAGGAACAUUUCCACAAGGACGACACUGGUGUCGUCAGUAUUUAUAUUCCAGUCGAGGAUGGAGCUAACCGAACUGUCACUUUCCUGAUCUGACACCACGAACAGUUUAAAAAGUGGGACAGUGAAAACCCUUGUGUUCAAAAAGAGUUAUGAAAAAAAAAAACACACAAAAAACAGACUUCCUACUUUGGUUAAAGUUUUCUCUUGUCCCCAACGUGGAUUGUAGCCAGUUGAGCACAAACUGUAGGACGUUGUGCUCUGGUCUUGUACCUAUAUUUUUGUUUUUUUUUUUCAAAAUUUUUUUUUCUUGUUUUUUUUUUGGACGUCGAUGCUGGGGCUAGGAUAGAAGGGAUCGUCACUCAUGUCUUGCUCUGUGAACAAACUCUGUAUAGGGUUUAAUCCUCUCUCUUUUUUUUUAAUUAAUAACCUUGUUGUUAUGUGACAAUCCCUUUAAAUGUUCUGUUUCCAGAGAAAGAAGAGGAAAAAAAAACAAAAACAUUGGUGUUUAACUGAAGCUAUGGUAGCGUUUGUUACACAAACACAAAAACGAAAAAAAAACAUAUAUGCCAAAAUAUAUUUUAUAAAUAAUUUAAAAAUGUAUAAUGAGGAUAUUUAAUGCUGUGUAGUUAUUUUAUGAGUAAGUUAUACUUGAAAUUAACUUGCUUUUUUGGUCCUUUUGUUGCAUUUUUACAUCAAAUUAAUUUUUUUAAAGAACUUUGAUUUUUUUUUUCUUUCUUUGUUUAAUGUGUGAACUCCCCCUGGCAACUGUUGACUUGUUGUAAAAGAGUUUCUUAUUGGUCAGUUCUUGUGCCAUCCAGUUUCUGUGUGGGCUACUAGAAAUAAUGAAAAAUGUAAAAAAAAAAUAACAAAAAAAAUAACAAAAACAAUAAAAAACAUUAAAACAACAAAAACCAACUACAGCACCAACAUUAGUGUGUCAGUUUAACAAGCUUAGUGUGAGAUAGCAAAAAGAAACCAAAAACGGAUUGCGCGAUGUGUCUUGAUCUCAGUGACUGAGGAGAAGAAAUAUCUGUUCAAAAGUAUCAAAACAUGAUGCUGUCAUCAAUAUCUGUUAUCACUGAAACACUUUGGAUUUGGAUCCAAACCAUU
Cynoglossus semilaevis (tongue sole) is the source of this 6747-nucleotide messenger RNA. RefSeq names its product protocadherin 19 (gene pcdh19). Gene Ontology annotation, cellular component: plasma membrane. The record is from RefSeq and is a predicted model, not a curated record. The transcript is spliced from 5 exons. Lineage: Eukaryota; Metazoa; Chordata; Actinopteri; Pleuronectiformes; Cynoglossidae. Gene Ontology annotation, molecular function: calcium ion binding. The coding region runs from base 1242 to 4511 and encodes 1089 amino acids. Gene Ontology annotation, biological process: homophilic cell-cell adhesion.